AUGGAGUCAACCCGUGGCCCUCCACGGGUCAAGAAUAAAGCCCCCGCACCCGUUCAAAUCAGCGCUGAACAACUCCUCCGUGAAGCCGUUGAUCGGCAAGAACCCUCUCUCCAAGCGCCCACAACUCGCUUCGCCGACCUCGAAGAGCUUCAUGAAUUCCAAGGUCGAAAGCGUAAAGAGUUCGAAGAUUAUGUCCGCCGUAAUCGGCUGAAUAUGAAUAAUUGGCUGCGCUAUGCUGCCUGGGAGGGCGAACAAAGGGAAUUCCGACGGGCGAGAAGCAUAUUCGAGCGGGCUCUUGACGUGGAUUCCAGCAGCGUGAUAUUGUGGCUGAGGUACACUGAGGCCGAAAUGAAAAAUCGGUCUAUCAACCACGCACGAAAUCUUUUCGAUAGAGCAGUCACUAUCUUGCCGAGGGUAGACAAGAUUUGGUACAAGUAUGUGUACAUGGAGGAGACCUUGGGGAAUGUUAGCGGUACACGCCAGGUGUUCGAGCGCUGGAUGAGCUGGGAGCCGGAUGAAGCUGCAUUCUCCGCUUAUAUCAAUUUAGAGAAGCGGUAUGGUGAGUAUGACCGUGCAAGAGGUAUUUUCGAGCGUUUCACCGUGGUGCAUCCGGAGCCAAGAAACUGGUUGAAGUGGGCUCGAUUCGAGGAAGAGAACGGUACUAGCGAGCUUGUUCGUGAAGUAUUCGGCACCGCUGUUGAGACGUUAGGAGAAGAUUUUAUGGACGAGAGCAUUUUCCAAGCCUACGGGCGUUUUGAGGCUAAACUGAAGGAAUAUGAAAGAGCAAGAGCAAUCUACAAGUACGCGCUCGACAGACUUCCACGCUCGAAGGCGAUGAAAUUGCAUAAAGCAUAUACUACGUUCGAGAAACAAUUUGGCGAUCGUGAAGGCGUCGAGAACGUCAUUCUUUCCAAACGCCGUGUUCGAUACGAAGAACAAUUGAGAGGAAAUCCCUUCAAUUACGACACUUGGUUUGACUUUGCUCGUCUAGAAGAGUCAAGUGGAGAUGCCGCCCGUACAAGAGACGUCUUUGAGCGCGCCAUAGCCCAUCUACCACCAACCCAGGAAAAGCGCCAUUGGCGUCGCUACAUCUAUCUCUGGAUAUUUUACGCGGUGUUCGAAGAGCUUGAGAAUCGCGAGACCAAUCAAGCUCGCGCAAUAUGGGCAAAAUGUCUCGAAAUCAUUCCACACCAAAAAUUCACCUUCGCGAAAGUCUGGCUCAUGAAAGCACAUUUCGAGCUUCGCCAUGGCGAUCUGACCGCUGCUCGAAAAACCCUGGGGCGAGCUAUCGGUAUGUGUCCGAAAAAGAAGCUCUUCCAAGGUUAUAUCGAGAUGGAAACGAAACUGGUAGAGCUCGUGCGGUGCAGGACUUUAUACGAGAAACACAUCGAGUUUGACCCCUCUAAGCCUUAUGGUUGGAUAGAAUUUGCAAAAUUUGAGCGCGCUCUAGACGAUCUGGAGCGGGUUCGAGCCAUCUUUGAGUUGGCGAUCAAUCAGCUGGGACUGGACAAGCCCGAAUUAGUCUGGAAGCAAUACAUCGAAUUCGAAGACGAUGAAGGGGAGUUCGAGCGCGCUCGAGCACUUUAUGAACGUCUAUUACAGAUACAAAAUCACGUCAAGGUCUGGAUCAGUUAUGCGCAAUUCGAAGUUAAUGUAGAUGAUGGGGAGGAGGUUGUUGAGGUGGAUGAUGGGGACGAAGAGCGACCAGUAUCCGAUGCCGCCAAAAGCCGAGCACGCGCCGUUUUUAGGCGCGCAGAUAAGACAAUGAAAGAAAAGGAGCUUAAGGAAGAGAGGGUGGUGUUAUUGAAUGCAUGGAAGAGUUUCGAGGACACGCACGGCAGCAUGAUGGAGAAGGAGGCGGUGGAGAAGAUGAUGCCUCGACGAGUGAAGAAGAGACGGAGAUUGGAGGAUGAUAGUUUUGAAGAGUUUGUCGAUUACAUCUUCCCUGCCGACGACGAGAGUGCGGCAAGGAUGAGUAAGUUCCUGGCGAGGGUGCAUCAAUGGAAGGAAGGGAACGAGCAAGAAGGAGAGAUCUAA
Bacidia gigantensis is the source of this 2037-nucleotide messenger RNA. It is a transcript of the gene CLF1, whose product is annotated as NineTeen Complex (NTC) component. The coding region runs from base 1 to 2037 and encodes 678 amino acids. Lineage: Eukaryota; Fungi; Ascomycota; Lecanoromycetes; Lecanorales; Ramalinaceae. Gene Ontology annotation, biological process: mRNA splicing, via spliceosome; spliceosomal complex assembly. The record is from RefSeq and is a predicted model, not a curated record. Gene Ontology annotation, cellular component: post-mRNA release spliceosomal complex; Prp19 complex; precatalytic spliceosome. The transcript has a single exon. Gene Ontology annotation, molecular function: protein binding.